UUGGGGCUGCGACUCUGCCAGCACUUGGCCUCGGGGGCGUGCCCGCCGCGUAGAAUGGACAGCAGGGCGCGGAGCUCUUCCAGAGAGACCCACGGGAGAGGUAGCAGGUCCUCUUCUAGGGAUGACAAGAAGUCAAAGGCCGGGAGGGGCAACAGAGGCCGCGCGCGCCCGGAUGCUGGGGCAGAGAGGCAGAGUGCCGGGCGGACCGGGACCCGGGAGGAGCCCCGAGCUCCCGCAGCCACGGUAGUGAAUGUGGACGAGGUUCGAAGCACGGGUGAGGAGGGCACGGAAGUGGUGGCCCUGCUGGAGAGCGAGCGACCAGAGGAAGGGAUCAAGCCCUCUGGAUUAGGAGCCUGCGAAUGGCUUCUUGUCCUCGCCUCCCUGAUCUUCAUCAUCGUAACGUUUCCCUUUUCCAUCUGGUUCUGCAUAAAGGUUGUUCAAGAAUACGAAAGAGUAAUUAUAUUCCGACUGGGACAUCUGCUUCCUGGAAGAGCCAAAGGACCUGGCCUGUUCUUUUUUCUACCCUGCCUGGACACCUACCACAAGGUUGACCUCCGUCUCCAGACCUUGGAAAUACCUUUCCAUGAGGUGGUAACCAAAGAUAUGUUCAUAAUGGAGAUAGACGCUGUCUGCUACUACCGCAUGGAAAAUGCCUCUCUUCUUCUAAGCAGUCUAGCUCAUGUGUCCAAAGCCAUCCAAUUCCUGGUGCAAACCACCAUGAAGCGCCUCUUGGCACAUCGAUCCCUCACUGAAAUUCUCCUGGAAAGGAAGAGCAUUGCCCAAGAUGUAAAGGUUGCCUUGGACUCAGUGACCUGUGUUUGGGGCAUCAAAGUGGAGAGAACUGAAAUUAAGGAUGUACGGCUGCCAGCUGGGCUUCAGCACUCUCUGGCUGUGGAAGCUGAGGCACAAAGACAGGCCAAAGUGCGGGUGAUUGCUGCCGAAGGGGAAAAAGCUGCCUCUGAGUCCCUGAGGAUGGCGGCUGAGAUUCUGUCGGGCACCCCAGCUGCUGUCCAGCUCCGAUACCUGCAGGCUCUUCAGUCCUUGUCUACAGACAAGCCGUCCACCGUGGUUUUGCCUUUACCCUUUGACAUGCUGAACCUUCUCUCCUCUCCCAGCAACAGAGCACAAGGAAGCAUCAACUACCCAAGUUCUCCCAAACCUGUUGAACCACUAAAUCCCAAAAGGAAGGACUCUCCUAUGCUAUAGGGGCGAGUGGACAAGAGUAAUGGGAAUGCACCAUAUAAAGCCGUAUCCCUGAGCGAGGCAUUCGGUCCCCAUGCCCAGGCCCACCCUGCCCUUGUUGUUUGCCUUUUGAGUGUAUCAUGUCACAAGAUGGACACACACAUGAGAACACAGUGAAAUGACAAUGGCAGAGAAGACAUCCAGCCACACAAGUGGAUCGUCUCAUCAUUCAUUACAGGAAAAAAAGAGAUUUAGAAUUUUGGGUUGAUGGGCUGGAGAGUUGGCUCAGUGGUUAAGAGCACUGACUGCUCUUCCAGUGGUCCUGAGUUCAAAUCCCAGCAACCACAUGGUGGCUCACAACCAUCUGUAAUGAGAUCUGAUGCCCUCUUCUGGUGUGUAAGACAGUGACAGUGUACUCAUCAUAUAUAAGAUGAAUAAAUAAAAUCUU
This is a messenger RNA of Rattus rattus (black rat), 1630 nucleotides long. It is a transcript of the gene Nphs2, whose product is annotated as NPHS2 stomatin family member, podocin. The record is from RefSeq and is a predicted model, not a curated record. Gene Ontology annotation, cellular component: plasma membrane. Bases 55 to 1206 code for a protein of 383 amino acids. NCBI's taxonomy places the organism in Eukaryota, Metazoa, Chordata, Mammalia, Rodentia, Muridae. The transcript has 8 exons.